This is a messenger RNA of Oryzias latipes (Japanese medaka), 2383 nucleotides long. Its product is annotated as low affinity immunoglobulin gamma Fc region receptor III. Lineage: Eukaryota; Metazoa; Chordata; Actinopteri; Beloniformes; Adrianichthyidae. Gene Ontology annotation, molecular function: transmembrane signaling receptor activity. Gene Ontology annotation, biological process: immune response; cell surface receptor signaling pathway. The record is from RefSeq and is a predicted model, not a curated record. Gene Ontology annotation, cellular component: external side of plasma membrane.
CGUCAUCAUUGGUCGAAGGACCCCGAAGGACCCCGAGAACAUACGGCAACCCGAGAACAUCCGGUACCCACACUGGCUCUGCUGCCAGAAACUGCUGCCAAACUAUAACAACCCGCAGCAAUUUAGGGUUCAGUGUCCCAAACACAUCGAGCAGCAAAGGAGGGGCUACAGGAAGCAUUUCAAGGUCCUGAACUCUUGUUAUUGACCAAAUAUUUAUUAUUCAUCACAAUUUGUAAAUGAAUUAUUUAAAAAUCAGACUGUGAAUUUCUGGAUUUCAUUUCUCAUAGUAGAGAUGAAUCCGUGUGGAAAGUUUCAGGCCUGAUGUCUGACUGUAUUUUAUUUGUCCCACUGUAAAUGAGAUUCAAAUCAGAUUCAGUGACCUCAUUUUUGCAGGUGUUAGGUGGAAAAAAACACACGUUAUGGAAGUUCGACCUCUUUUUAUGGAGCUUGGAUGCAGAUCAAUAAAUCAUCACAUCAUCAGCAUAUAAUGAUCUUUUAGAAAGUUUUCCUGGAAAAAAAAACAGGCUUGUGUGAACAACCCUCACUAAAGAGUGAGCAGGCAUUGAAAGCACAGUUUUUGGUUGAUAAAAUAGUUAAAAAACUGGAAAAAAUUGUAUAUCUAUCUAUUUUUUUGUCUGUGUAUAUGUCAACAGUAUAAAAAGCUGCUUGUUAAUAACCUGUAACGUUUAGGACGCCGUCAACCCCCCUCCGUUUGUCUGUGGGGUUACAGAUACGAAAGAGAAAAAAAACACACAUCAGCAAGUCGCCAGCCAAUGGUGGAUGUUGAAGGGUGAGAAAAAAACAAGUGAUUUCUGUCUAAAGUUUGUGUAAGCAGGAAGUUUGUGGUCUUCUUUUCGUCAGAGGAGAGGAUGACCCCCCAGCAGCCUGCCAAAGCCCCAGUUCACCAUGGAGAUAGCAGCACUGUGCUCUGUUUUGACUUCUCUGAGGGUCCUUCCCAGCAGGAGCCAGUUCUUCCAGUACGAGUCUGUCACUCUGAGCUGUGAGCUUCAUGGAGACCCAUCUGGGUGGAGAAUCAGGAGAAAGACCGACCUGGUAAACCUAACCGAAGACUGUCCCUCCCCCUCGAGCAGAAAUGAAUCCGUCUGCUUCAUCAGCACGCUGUACUACAUGGACAGUGGAGUCUACUGGUGUGAGUCUGCAGAAGGACAGUGCAGCAGGGAGGUCAACAUCACUGUGACAGCUCUGGAUGUAAUUCUGGAGGCUCCUAUUCUUCCAGUGGAGGAAGGAGAAGCUGUGACUCUUUGCUGCAGGAACAGGAAGUCCCCCGGUUUCUCGUUCUUCUACAAAAACGGGCAUCUCGUCGGGAACAGCUCAACAGGAAACUGGACCAUUGAAAGAGUUUCUAAGUCGGAUGAGGGCUUUUACAAAUGCAGCAAUUCUGGGAGAGAAUUCUCUCCAGACAGCUGGCUGAAUGUCAGAGGCGUGUUGUUGUCUGGAGAAACGCCUGCCUGGUCCCUCAUGCCUGUAGGGCUUCCUGUGGUGGGUGUCUGCCUCCUGUUCGCGCUGCUGCUGCUCUGCCUCAGGAGGAACCUCAAAGGGAAAGCCGACAGACGCGUCUCCUACAUCGAUGUGACGAUCAUACAGGAUGUGAAGCCACAAAGGAUGCGAGUCGUGGAAGACACCUCCACCUUCUACUCCAUGCUCAACCUGGCAGGAAGCUCCCAGCAACUGGACCAUUGCUGAAACCAAAGGAGAGAGAUGAGCAGGAAUAAAAGGAGGAGAUGUUCCAGAUCCAGGCCUGCUCCUUCCUGGUCCUGGAGAUCUACCACCCUGUCUGUUUUCCAGCUCUCUCUGCUAGCUGCUGAUCACCUGGACCAGGUGGAUCAGGUUUAACUAGUCAUCAGCUCGCAGGGCUUGGAGAUCUGGAAGACAGGUAGAUCUUGAGGACCAGGAACGAGCAGCCCUGGUCUAGACCAUCUUCUCUUCUUCAUUCAUCCAAGCAGACCUGGAUGGCAGGUUACCUGGACAGGUGUCUUCUUUUGUCUGACAACUGAACUGAAUUAUCUAGAGUUCAUUCAGGCUGAUUUACGUCAUGUUUGUUCACUUAAAUGUUACAUAUGAAUGUCAAUAAAUUAUCUCUAUUAUUAGGCUUCAUUUUUUCUAUUGUUUCUAUUGUCUUUGUUAUUCUAAUCUAAAAACAGUUUUUAGCGUCACACACAUUGUGUUAUUGUUGUCAUCCAAUCAUCCUUUCUUGUGACCAUGUCAUCAUUUCUUUGUCCUGUGACCUUUAGACAUGUUAUUAAGGUUACUAUGUUAUGGCUGUGUUUGGUUUUAUCUUGUCCUGUUGCUUUAUGACCGAGUUAUCUGAAGUUAUAUAAGGCAGACGUCAACAGAAUAAAUACUACAACUCAUAUUUACUCAA